Messenger RNA from Macrosiphum euphorbiae (potato aphid), 1623 nucleotides. The record is from the annotation of a GenBank genome assembly. NCBI's taxonomy places the organism in Eukaryota, Metazoa, Arthropoda, Insecta, Hemiptera, Aphididae.
AUGCUUGAAGUAUUCGAUGAUUCUAAGACGUUCGUAGACAUGAAAAUGAAUUUAUCAUCUGAAGAAAUAAAAAAGAAAUUCGAAGAGAAGAUGGAAUCUUGGAAAUAUAACGCGACCAUAGAUAAUGUGAAGGAGUUCGUCAAUACAUUUUUUGAUAAAGAAGGUUCUGAAUUUGAAAAAUGGAUUCCCACUGAUUUUAUCAGUGAACCAAAAGUUUUUAACAGUAUUAAGGACGUACAAUUAAAAAAUUGGGCAAAAAAUAUAACUACAAUAUGGCUAGAUCUUGGUAGAAAGAUUAAAGAUGACGUACGCUCACAUCCAGAGUACUAUUCAAUUAUUUAUCUUCCUAAUCCUUUUAUAAUACCAGGUGGUAGAUUCCGGGAAGUUUAUUAUUGGGAUUCAUACUGGAUUAUUAGAGGGCUAUUAAUAUGCGAAAUGCAUAAUACCGCCAAAGGUAUGAUAUCCAAUUAUAUAUCUAUGAUACAAACGUUUGGACAUGUACCGAACGGUGGUCGAAUUUAUUAUAUUCAAAGAUCUCAACCCCCUAUGACUAUACCUAUGGUAAAAAGUUAUGUAGAAUCCACAAAUGAUAUGGAAUUUGUAAUUGAAAUUAUUCAAUAUUUGGAAGUGGAAUUCAACUAUUGGAUUACUCAGCACAAUGUAACAAUUAAUAAAUAUGGAAGAAAUUACACGCUUGCAGUGUACAAGGAUAAUUCAACAGGACCACGACCAGAAUCGUACAGGGAAGAUAUUAAGGCAGCAGAAAACUUUACAACUGAAAAUGACAAAGAAAAUUUUUAUUCAGAGAUCAAGGCGGCAGCUGAAUCAGGUUGGGACUUUUCUAGUCGCUGGUUCAUCCUCAACGGAACGAAUAAAGGAAACAUUACACAUACAAAAACUAGAUCAAUAGUCCCGGUAGAGUUGAACGCAUUAAUCUUUUGGAAUGCGAAGAUAUUGAGUGAUUUCUACCGGGAAUUGAAUAAUACCAUCAAAGCUUUGGAGUAUGAAGUCAUUGCUACGGAAUGGAAGGAUGCUGUGAAUGCAGUUUUAUGGAACGAGGAAGUGGGUGCCUGGUUGGACUUUGAUCUGCUGAAUCAAAAAAAACGAAACUAUUUUUACCCAACUAAUAUAUCACCCUUAUGGACGGGGUGUUACGACAGAAAUCGAACAGAUUAUUUUGUGACAAGGAUAUUAAAGUAUUUAAAAGAAAAUGAAGUAUUGACGACUUCUGGGGGAGUACCAACGACUCUCAUGGAAACUGAUCAGCAGUGGGACCAAAGUAAUGCAUGGCCCCCACUGCAAUAUAUUAUGGUGAUGUCGUUGCAGAACACGGACAACGAAGAUGCAAAAGUUAUGGCGGCAAAAAUAGCUUCAAAAUGGCUAUGUACGAACUUCGUGGCCUACUAUGGAGACAAAAAGUACAAGAUGUAUGAAAAGUACCUAGUGAAUGGAGAUGGCAAAAAAGGAGAAAGUUCAGGAGAAUACGAAAUCCAGGACGGAUUUGGAUGGACGAAUGGGAUCGUUCUCGAAUUUUUACAAUUAUACAAAUCUACAGCCUCAACAGAAGAAUGGAAGAUAACGGCAAAUAGCUGUUAUAAAGAAUACGAGAAACUGAUAAUUUAA